AUGGACACAGUACGCUCGUCCUCCGCUGUACAGGCUGUGCUGUCGACCUACCGCAAAGCUCCUGUUACGCUCUCCAUCUUCGCAUCCUACUUCAUCUCGCGCAUCGUCUCGGGUCUGUGGCUCGACUACCGACUCUUCGUCGCGCUACCCGGAGGACCGCUGCCGAAGAACAUCCUCGGCUGGUCGAUACACUACUUUGUGCUCUCGCCUCUAUCACUGCACAGCAAAUGGACGAGUAGCGGCCUGAUACGCCCGAGGAAUAUGGAAGAUGCCAAGGUCGUGGAGGACAUCAUUGGAGCGGCGGCAGCUUUCGCGAUCGGGUCUCGUCCAACGUCACGCUAA
Kalmanozyma brasiliensis GHG001 is the source of this 342-nucleotide messenger RNA. RefSeq lists its product as uncharacterized. The record is from RefSeq and is a predicted model, not a curated record. The transcript has 2 exons. NCBI's taxonomy places the organism in Eukaryota, Fungi, Basidiomycota, Ustilaginomycetes, Ustilaginales. Bases 1 to 342 code for a protein of 113 amino acids.